This is a messenger RNA of Seriola dumerili (greater amberjack), 1913 nucleotides long. RefSeq names its product egl-9 family hypoxia inducible factor 1 (gene egln1a). Gene Ontology annotation, cellular component: cytoplasm; nucleus. Gene Ontology annotation, molecular function: ferrous iron binding; L-ascorbic acid binding; peptidyl-proline 4-dioxygenase activity. Bases 298 to 1377 code for a protein of 359 amino acids. The record is from RefSeq and is a predicted model, not a curated record. Lineage: Eukaryota; Metazoa; Chordata; Actinopteri; Carangiformes; Carangidae. The transcript has 5 exons. Gene Ontology annotation, biological process: peptidyl-proline hydroxylation to 4-hydroxy-L-proline; cellular response to hypoxia.
CCGAGCGGCGCCAUGCACGACCCUCAGACCUAACCGCUAGCCAGCAGAAAUGCCUCCUGAAGACCUCGACCCAGCCCGAAAUGUUCGGCCCAGGGCACACGCUGUCGUAUUAUUUCACUGAUACAAGAUGGGAAGAAGGAGUAGUUGUGAUAAAAUGGCGAGGUUUUGAGUCUUACUUUUCCGUUUCGCUCGGUGUAGCGUGGCAGAGGCAGUGGAUCGUUUCCAAAGUUGUCGGUUAGCAGGGCGCGUGUGAAGGAUCGGAAUUAAAGGCGCAGUGCACCCGUUGUAGCCGCAAACAUGGAGAAGCAGCAGAGCGACUUGGACCGAGAACGACAGUACUGUGAACUUUGUGGGAAAAUGGAGAACCUCCUCAAGUGUGGUAGGUGCCGGAGCUCCUUCUACUGCAGCAAGGAGCACCAGAAAGAGGACUGGAAGAAACACAAGCUCAUUUGUAAAGAGGCGGACAAGGCGCAGCUUCCCAAAGAGAAGCCAGAGCAGGCUCCGUCGUCUGAGGACGACAAGGCACCGGAGAAAUACCAAGAAAAGAAAACCCCUGAGCAGGCGGAUACUACAUCUUUACCACAAACCACGAACACAGAAGCACCUGGGGUUGGACCGGGAGAGGACGGUUCAAACAACACCGCCACACCUAACGGACAAACCAACUCAUCCCCUCAGAAACUUGCCAUGGAGUACAUAGUCCCGUGUAUGAACAAGCACGGCAUAUGUGUGGUGGACAACUUUUUAGGAGCAGAGACUGGGCUAGGCAUUUUGGACAAUGUCAAGGCCCUUCACAAAACGGGCAGGUUCACAGACGGACAGUUGGUCAGUCAAAAAAGCGACUCAACUAAAGACAUCCGAGGGGACAAAAUCACGUGGAUAGAGGGGAGGGAAGCCGGCUGUGAGAAGAUCCGCUUUCUAAUGAGUCGCAUGGACGACCUGAUCAGACAUUGUAACGGCAAACUGGGAAACUACACAAUAAAUGGAAGGACGAAAGCAAUGGUGGCAUGUUACCCUGGAAAUGGGACAGGAUAUGUGCGCCAUGUGGAUAACCCUAACGGCGAUGGACGGUGUGUCACAUGCAUAUAUUACCUUAAUAAAGAUUGGAAUGCCAAGGAACAUGGUGGCCUUCUUCGAAUCUUCCCAGAAGGAAAGGCCCAGUUUGCCGACAUAGAGCCCAAAUUUGACCGUCUGCUGCUGUUCUGGUCAGACAGACGGAACCCUCACGAGGUUCAGCCCGCCUUCGCCACCAGGUAUGCCAUCACAGUGUGGUAUUUUGACGCAGACGAGCGAGCCAGAGCUAAAGAAAAGUACUUAACAGGUGCAGGAGAAAAAGGAGUAAAGGUUGAACUCGGCAAACCAUCAGAUCCCAGCUAGUGGGAACCAUGCGUUUCCUUAAAACAGCCAUUAAGUGCUCUGUCCUAAGAAAGUGGCCUAUAGAGAGCGUGUGUGUGUGUUUUACAAGGCGAAACAGCAGACUUUUGAUUGAGUGGGUGGAAGAUCCAUACUCAUGGAGACAAAACAAGCAAAUACACAGUGAUUUCUCUUCAUUUUCCGCAAACCUGGGCAACCCAGCUGACCUUGAAUGUCAUGACAUUGUACUGAAAGGGAUUGUGCUUUUUUUUUUUUUCUUUUUUUUGUGUCUUUUCACCUCUUCGGUGGAGAACGCAUAUGUUAUAGCUGACAUUUUCAGAACAUCACUUCAAACAGGAAUUAAGCUCAGAGAGAAUCUACAUCUUUUGCAUAUAGGUUUUUGCAGUUAAUUCCUUAAAGGUACAGUGUUCUGCAUAUGCUUAUGUGUUAUGCUUUUCACAUGGAAUCAGCUGUUAUAAGCUACUGUAUGGCAAAAUGUGCUUGAGUUUGCAAUAAUAUGAGGAAUGAUCUGAAUUAAAAACACCCUUUUUCUGACAGAA